This is a messenger RNA of Scatophagus argus, 1144 nucleotides long. Its product is annotated as peptidyl-prolyl cis-trans isomerase FKBP14-like. The transcript has 4 exons. Bases 98 to 730 code for a protein of 210 amino acids. The record is from RefSeq and is a predicted model, not a curated record. Gene Ontology annotation, molecular function: calcium ion binding; peptidyl-prolyl cis-trans isomerase activity. NCBI's taxonomy places the organism in Eukaryota, Metazoa, Chordata, Actinopteri, Scatophagidae.
UGAUGAAACUGCCACGUAGAGGACCAACUGUGCACGCUUCGCUGCUGGCUCUGCAGCAUUUGUUCAAGUGUUUUAGUUCGUCCUGCUGGGUGGCAGCAUGCUGCUGACCGUGCUGAGCUGCUUCUGCUCCUCUCUGCUGGCGUCGGUCAGCGGGGGAAAGCUGCCCGAGGCUGAGGUGAAGAUAGAAGUCCUUCACAGACCUUUUAUCUGUCAUCGAAAAUCAAAGUACGGAGACAUCCUGCUGGUGCAUCAUGAGGGAUACUUUGAGAAUGGCACCAUGUUUCACUCCAGCCGGGAUCAUGGUGACAAGCAGGCGGUGUGGUUUACACUGGGCAUCAGAGAAGUGAUCAAAGGCUGGGAUACAGGCCUGCAGGACAUGUGCUCUGGGGAGAAGAGGAAGCUGGUCAUACCUCCAGGUCUGGCCUAUGGGAAGGAAGGGAAAGGUAAGAUCCCACCUGAGAGCACACUGACCUUCAUCAUCGAGGUGCUUGAGAUCAGAAAUGGACCGAGGUCACAUGAGUCCUUCCAGGAGAUGGACCUAAAUGAUGACUGGAAGCUUUCUAAGCAUGAGGUGAAAGAAUACCUGAGGAAAGAGUUUGAGCGUCACGGCUACCCUCCCAAUGACACUCUACAUGAGAACAUGGUGGCGGAUAUCUUUGCCAAAGAGGAUGAGAACAAAGACGGCUUCAUAUCUUCCAGAGAGUUUACUUACAAACAUGACGAACUUUAAAGUCGCUGUGUGUGCCACGACUCACACAUGCAGUCUUCCCGUCUAGAAAUUUUGGUAUUUACUUGACACACGACACACUCUCUCUCAGGUUACGUGAAGGUCUUUUUUUUUUUUUUUCUUUCUUUAAAGAAGCUUUGUGUUUGUGAGGUGUGUGACAUGAAACUGCUCCUGUCUUUUUGUGAGGUGGGAUUUGAGCCAACAGAAUCAGAAGUUGUUUUUCUUUAGCAGGUCUUUGCAAUUUUUUUAUCCCAACAGGGUCCCUGAAAAGCUCUUGUAGCACAUUUACAUAUCUGAAAAUUAGACUGGGCUAAAAUGGUUCCACUUCAUCUUGCGUACGUUGUACAUACAUUGUAUUAACUAUACUUGUUUGCAGAAUGUCUAAAGCCAAAUAAAGGGACUGAGUGCUUAUAGUGA